This is a messenger RNA of Trichophyton verrucosum HKI 0517, 1764 nucleotides long. RefSeq lists its product as uncharacterized. The record is from RefSeq and is a predicted model, not a curated record. NCBI's taxonomy places the organism in Eukaryota, Fungi, Ascomycota, Eurotiomycetes, Onygenales, Arthrodermataceae. The transcript has a single exon. The coding region runs from base 1 to 1764 and encodes 587 amino acids.
AUGCUCUACUCCAAAGGCGCCCCUGGAAUCUUUCUGCUACUCGCAAAACCCAACUUCACCACUCGCCCCAGCGUCAUUAUGCGUGACCGGGAUCCAGACACUGAAGCAAGGGUAUCAGAAGCAUUCCUACAGAGUCCCAGUAAUAUAUUCAGGUUAAUGCCUGUCAGCCUGAUGCAAAUGAUCAUCGGGAAUCUACACAUAAUCGAUGCACUCCAUUUCGGGCUUACUUGCACAGACGCCUGGUGCGCAGUAUGGCCUACCCUCAAGAAGUUCAGCCUCAGUUCUCUGGGUACCUGGGCGGGUACACCCAUAUUCUGCGGUGCAGAGGGAAUAAUGGAGUUGGAGAGCAUUGAACCGCCUGAGCUGCCUACGGGAGACUGGUACGUGCGGAGAGUAAACAGACUGCUUGAAGGUCGGUCAAUCGAUAGGAUUCGUCUGAGAAGGCGAUCCACAUUCACACAGAUGAACGGCCAGCGAGAUGGGAUCCCAGACCGACCAACAACGAAUCCAAGCCAACCGGCUGGCCUUGCGGGUGGCUUUGGGGUAUCGCAUGCCGUAUUUAACACGUCAUCGCGUAACCGGCGGAAUGUCAUAUCGAAUCGCGUACCAAAUGACCAACGGAAUGGCCUAUCGAAUGGCCAACGGAAUGGCCGACCGAAUGGGACCAGCCCAGAAGGGCCGUCACAGCCGGUCACGGGCCAUAUGAACGCCGAUAUGCCGGAUCGAACAAAUGGACAUAGUAUUCAUCAUAGGCAGCCGAACGCAGCUCCUAGAUCGAGAUCUUCGGAACGUGCUCAACAGCGAGCCAAUGUGAGCUACUCAGACCUGUUUAGUACAUUUGAUGGGAAUAAUCCAUUUGGCAAUCAUCCAAGCCACCCGCAUGGGGUUGCCCAUAAUCAUCCGAACGGUAUCCCUUUGAACCAAGGAGUCCGUGCAGAUGGUGUCGUUUCAGCCCGACAGAAUUAUAGGGAAGAACUUCGACGAGAUCAAAGGACCCGUCAAAUUUUGCUUGAAUUAAGGAAUAUGUCCAAUGGAGCGAACAGGACAAACGGGACAAACGGGACAAACGAGGUAAACGGGACAAACGAGGUAAACGGGACAAACGAGGUAAACGGGACAAAUGAGGUAAACGGGGCGAACGGGGUGAAUGGGACGAACGGGGUGAACGGGGUGAACGGAGUGGACAGAGUAAAUGGGAAUGUUCCAGUACACCCAUCGGGCUCUGGCGCACACAGGACAUUGACGAGAAUAGAAUCACUUCCAAUCUUCGUUCAUCAGGCCUGGGCCUUUUUCAACCAGACCAGAGAUGUAAUCAAUGACUGCUUACCUACCGAUCUCCUUUUGCCAGCCAAUGCAUAUAUCAGGACCGGCGCCUACUACCCAGUUGACCUGUUGACUAUCAUUAACCCUUGUCCAGCGAGCCUCUACCGCACCGAGCCGGGUGACGAAUGGGUCCUUAGAAGCCUGACGGCGCGCCAGUAUGUUCGCUCAACCGCCAUUGCUUUGCAUCCUGGAUACAUCAAAGGACCGUUUAUCAUGGGCAUCGGCUUUGGCGAAGUCGUCUUCGCCAUGACCGUGUGGACUCAUACGAGCAGGGGCCGCUGGGCUGGUCAUAGCCUAGAUAUCAUUCUUCUAAGCCAGCUAGAAGAAGACGGCGGCAAUUGGGAGGACGUAGGAGACUAUGUCAGGCGGUUCAUUCACGAGUCCUUCCGGAUGCAUUAUGGGGAGGACUGGCAGGAAGAGGCUGUGAAGCUUGCGUGGUAA